AUGGCAUCAAAAGACGCCCAAGCCGCCGCCGUGCAAUCUGGCCAGACGAUCGCGCCGACAACGCUCAACAAUCCUCGUCGGCCUCCCGCCCACCGCUCCGUGUCGCUCUUACAUUCACAAAAGCGCCAAGCCGCUCAGCAACAGCAGGAGCAACAGCAACAGCACAAUAGCGACUCUUCCUCGCCAGACAGCAACGAUCCGAGCUCGAAAUCCUCUCCCACGGGCCUCAAGACGGGUAAAGGAAGCUCAGGCGAAAGUAGCAAUGCCGACAAAUGGUUCGACCAGUCCAACAACGAGCUCCGCGAUGCCAGCGCCACUUUCGCCGACGGCGAUCCGCCUUUCUUCAUGCGGAACUCCUCCUCAUCCGAGACUCCACCGGAAGCGCAGCGAAAUAAUGCCAAUUACACUGGUGUCGCGAGUGCACUGCCAAUGCAUGCUGAUCUGUUGAGGAUCGGUACCGAUGGAAGCAGCACAGAAGAGUAUCGCGGCGUGAUCGAUGAUCUGACGAUUGAGAACAAGAAGUUGAAGAGAAGGUUGAAGAAGUAUGAGAAGAUGCAUGACUCCCACCUGAAAGAUGAGAGGUUGUUUGAAGUCAGGAUACAUGGCCUGCCCACCGAGAAGAAACGCGAACUGGAAGAAACUCUCCGCAAGUUCGCGGAAGGUUUGGUUAAUAACGCUUUCCCAUCGAAUGGGUACAACGGACUUAUGCCAAUGUUGCCGAAGGACAAGACGGCAUCCUCGAUGACAUCUCUCCAGCAGACCGACUCGGCUUAUGCGUCAAUGUCGGCAUCAGGUCAAGGUUCAUCGAGUCUAGGCAACGAAAGCCGUCCCAUGAAGUCCUAUGCGGUUGGUCAGAACGCGGCGUCGAAACGUGAGAACAUUCACAGCUUCCUCCACCACAUCCCGGAAGGCCUCUUGCCUCAGUCCAGUCCUGUGAACAUGACUGAACGCAUGAAGAAGAAGAUUGUCGUGCGUCGCUUGGAACAGAUUUUCGCAGGCAAGGGAGCCGCGCUUGGCGGUCACCAACAUCCUCAGCAACAACAAGAGGUAUCAAAUUUGGCCGCCAGAGCCGACAAGACCGACACCGAAGCACAUGGUCGUGCUGCUGCACGAGCUGAAGGUCACCGCGAAGCCAACAUUAUGGUCGGAGAGGUUGAGGAUCCCGCCGACCCUCCUCACAGCAAAGCUUCUCAUGAAGCUUCGCCAAACAGUCACUCCGAUGUAGUCAAGGAAGCCGGCACUUCAGCACUUCGAGAAGAUCAGCGACCGACACGACCUCUGGAUCUUGACCCCCACCGUGCUCAGGUUCCUGUCGAAAAUCUUCAGUACAUGCGCCACUUGGGCUUCUCGCCAUACGACCCGAUGUCGUCCAAGUCGCCGGAAGAAGGCCACGGGUGGGUUUACUUGAAUUUGCUCAUUAACAUGGCUCAACUCCACACCAUCAACGUUACCAGCGAGUUCGUCCGCAAGGCUGUGGCGGAGUACAGUUCUCGAUUCGAGGUGUCUGCCGAUGGCCGUAAGGUACGAUGGAAGGGUGGACGAACCGUCACCCGCACGAGCAGCAGUGGUGGCGCAUCGAACAACAGUCCAUUCAAUACCGACACUACUGACGGUCAAAGUCCACGCAAACGGCCGAAGUUGACACAUCUGGAAUCCUUCCGAUCGGAAGACUCGAGGGCGCCUGCGGGUGGAGCCUCUGCCCGUCCGCCGGAAAAGAAGAUGAUGUACACGCCUCUCUUCUUCCACCGCAGCAACUCCGACGAAUCGUAUGGCUCUUCCUCAGAGGAAGAAGAAGAAGACUUGUCCUCCUAUGCUCGUGCGCCCGUGGGAGGAGAGUCCUCCGCCUUGACAUCAUCUGGCAUGCGCACUAUCGUCACGAAGAAGAAGCAGAAGCGUGAGGAUGGUCCCAUCAUAUUCUACAACAACGCUAGGUUCUGCACAGAUCUCAGCGGUGAUCGCAAGGUGGCGUACAACGCGAAUGCUCCGCCGUAUGUUCCCGCCAGCUCGAUUCCUCUGGGCAAAGCAAGACCUUUGGGAGGGACAGUGGAGGAAAGAAGGGGUCCCUUGGCAGACGCCACGGAACUCCCAGAAGCUAUGGAUCUGGACGACAAUCCCAUACCGUCAAGUAUGGAGCUAUUCUUCCCACCGACCUCACCCAUGGACGACUCUCAGGACUGGACACGGAAGGAACCGCUGGAGCUAGAGGUCACAGGUAUUGGCGGCGUAUGGCCUGCAGACAACUUCACCAUCGACGUGCAGUCUCGGCACGCGCGGUUUGAACCAUCAGCACCGCCUACAGCCGUUCAAGCUGUGCGACCCACCAGCGACCUUCCCGCGAAACUCGCCCGCAUCCUGCGCUCCUCACCAUCGCGGAAGACCAGCAGGCGCUCGCAACCGAAAGUCGCUCGCCAGAUUCUGCGCACGGCAUAUCGGCCUCUCGCGCCUGCCUCUCUACCUCCCGCCCUUUCAUUCAUGCCGUACAACUCUUCUUCAUUCGGCGACGACCAGUCCGAGUAUUCAUCCGACGAGGAGAAUCGCUCCCCAAACCCAAUGCUUGACCACCGAUCCACUCCCUCCGCCGCGCCACAGCCAGUAGGCUUGCAGUACGACUCCACCUCGGAAGAAGGCGAUGUAGAAUCGCUGUCGGAAGAUGAAUCCGAGGGCUCACUCGACCUCCUCGCUGCGGCUCGAGAGAUGGAUCCUCAAGCCGUGCGGGAGCAGGAGAGAGAGUACGACGCGAACAUGGCAGAACGGUUGGCCGAGGAGAUCCCAGCUGGCAGCUCUGCCGCUACGGCAGGUGGUGGCAGUGGAUUCAAUUCUCCGGUGCACCCUGAGUUGUUGAAAGGUCUGAGUGAAGAGUUCCGGAAGGGAAUUCGGGAGGCGCGACUGGGCAGGGGUGGCGCAGGCGUCGGUAGCGCGAUGAAAAGGGCGACGACGUCGGACAGUAUUACUGCGCUCAAGGGAGAGGAGGAUGUGGAUAGCGAUGGCGGUAAUGAUAUGCUCGAUGACUCGUGA
Messenger RNA from Zymoseptoria tritici IPO323, 3015 nucleotides. RefSeq lists its product as uncharacterized. Gene Ontology annotation, cellular component: cytoplasm; nucleus. The record is from RefSeq and is a predicted model, not a curated record. The transcript has a single exon. Bases 1 to 3015 code for a protein of 1004 amino acids. Lineage: Eukaryota; Fungi; Ascomycota; Dothideomycetes; Mycosphaerellales; Mycosphaerellaceae. Gene Ontology annotation, biological process: regulation of DNA-templated transcription; circadian rhythm.